This is a messenger RNA of Paraphaeosphaeria sporulosa, 1760 nucleotides long. RefSeq lists its product as uncharacterized. Lineage: Eukaryota; Fungi; Ascomycota; Dothideomycetes; Pleosporales; Didymosphaeriaceae. The transcript has 2 exons. The record is from RefSeq and is a predicted model, not a curated record. The coding region runs from base 177 to 1658 and encodes 493 amino acids.
CGGCGCUGCAAGCGAAGCCCUGCGCCUGGAUCGUCAUGCGAAGGCGAUAACAGCGCAGAUCCCCAGAUCUCGUCUCUUAGACGUCACAACUACUUUCCUCUAUCCUCUAAUUUUUGAAAAUCAACUAUCUCUCCAACGCUUCACUAUACCAUACCCCACGGCUGUCCACAUACACAAUGUCACUCUCCUACUUCAACGUCAAAAAGUUCCGCCGCCAAUCCAAGCAGGCGGAACCAACAGAAGAAACUGUCGAAAAGGCCGUCGAUGCCGCAGUCGGAAAGCCUGCGUCACCACCCGCGCCCGCCGUGAGCACGCCCAGCGAAGAGCCCGCCGCCUCGCCCGUCCUCGACGAAGAAGACGAGAAGUUCAUGGCGCGUUUAGCUGCCAUCGCACAGGAGCCGGAGGGCGAGCGCCCGCCGCUGCCCACGCGCCCAGCCGAAGUGGUUGAGAAUGGUGAGAAGAAGGAGGGAAGGGAUGCCCAAGAGGCGCUAAUGGACGGCGCAGACAAGGUGCCGCUCCCCAUGAGUCCGCCCGAGGUCACCGUGUCGGAUGCCGACAAGCAGGGCCUGGGUAGGAAGAAGAGCGUCAUGGGAUACUUUGCACUGGCCCAGUCACGCUUCAAGAAGGCGACCGAGAAGAAAGACGCGGAUGGUAAGGCCAAGGAGAAAGACCAGAAGAAGGCCGCCACCAUCACGCCCAAGGAUAAGCAAAGAGCCGCCGACGAUCUCCUCUCUGCCGCUGAGUCCGCCAAGACCGAAGAGCAAAAAGAGAAGGAGAAGGAGCAACAAGACCUCACCGCUAUCCUUGACGACCUCAACCUCUCCGCCGUUAACAACCGCGUCUUCUCCUUCAGCAAAGAGUCCGAGGAGCUCUUCGGAAAGUUCACCCUCGUCCUCAAGGACAUCGUCAACGGCGUUCCAACUGCCUACGAUGACCUCGAGAAGCUCUUCACAGAGUACGACGCCAACCUCAAGAAGAUGUACGGCAACCUCCCGCCCUUCCUGCAGAACAUGGUCAAGAGUCUGCCCGCCAAGAUGACGGCCGCCCUCGGCCCCGAGAUCCUCGCCGCAACCGCCGAGAAACCCGGCUUCGACGCAAAGCAGAAGCAGACCUGGCAAGACGGCGCGAAAAGCUACGCCAAGAAGAAGGCGAAGCAGAAGGCGAAGAUCCCUAGUCUGAAGAGCCUGCUGUCAGCCGAAGGCGCGGUAGCCACCAUGCUCCGCAGCAUCCUGAACUUCCUCAAGCUGCGCUUCCCUGCCAUCCUAACCGGCACAAACAUCCUCAUGAGUCUGGCCGUGUGCCUCCUCCUCUUCGUCUUCUGGUACUGCCACAAGCGCGGUCGCGAAACCCGCCUCGAGAAGCAAGAGCGCGAGAAGAACAACCUCACCGCCGAAGGCCCUGAAGGUGGUGAUUCCGCCCUUGCCAGCAGUGCCUCUUCUAUCGCCUCGGACGCAGACUCCAUCUUCGCUUCCAACGCUAAUCUCCGCGGCCACGGUAACGGCGAGUCGAGCAGGCAGGGCGCGCUGCAGGAGGAGACGCAGCCGCCGCUCGUGAUCUCGGAUGAGCGUGGGCAGGGGCUGGAGCAGGAGAAGCCGCGCGCGACGGUAGCGGAUCUGCCCAGUGUGAAGGAUUUGCCUGAUCCGGCGGUCGCGAGGUAAGGAGGGUGGAUGUGGCGGUUUGAUUUGGUUUCAGAAUGAUAUCCCUUUUUGUUAGUAGCGAUUUUAAUGUGUAAUGAGUAUAUCAAUGAUCACCAUGUUCUG